UGUCAAAGGAGGGUUAUUACGUCGCUCUUCCCGUGCACUCAUCCACGUGGCUCCCAACAAACGUAAACAGAUCUCUCACUAUCUUCCAGGACUGUGGUAAAUCCCGUGUGCCUGAGAUAGAACACGGAAGACCUGAGAAAGGUCAAGCUAGACGUGAGAAAGCUCAAGACAAACCUGAGAAAAUCCAAGAUAGGCCCGAAAAAGAUCAAAAUAGCCCUGGGAAGGAUCAAACUAGACGUGAGAAAGCUCAGGACCUGAGAAAGGUCAAAAAAGACCAGAGAAUUAUCACGAUAGACUUAAGAAACAUCAAGAGAUCUGAAAAGAAGCUCAAGACAGAUUUGGAAAGCUAUCUUAGGAGUAAGACAGAGGGCGGAAGAGGAUAUUGUGUGUGAAGAAGGUGUUUGCGAUCCCACGAGGAGCAAUGAGGCGAUCGUCGUUCUGAAAUAUUGUCCCCAGAGUGUCUUCCAAGAUGACGAUGAAGCCAGCGCCAGAGACGGAACGCAACACCAGCCCUCAGGACUGCGCAGGAUGUGGCAAGCGUAUCAAUGACAGGUACUUGCUGAAGGCGCUGGAGAUGUUCUGGCACGAGGAUUGUCUCAAGUGUGGAUGCUGCGACUGUCGUCUGGGUGAGGUGGGAUCCACACUCUUCACCAAGGGUAACCUCAUCUUGUGUCGCAGAGAUUAUCUCAGACUGUUCGGAACGACCGGGUACUGCUCGGCGUGUUCCAAGGUGAUCCCGGCUUUCGAAAUGGUUAUGAGAGCCAGGAACAAUGUUUACCACCUGGAGUGUUUUGCCUGUCAACAGUGUAACCACAGGUUCUGCGUGGGCGACAAGUUCUACCUGUGUGACAACAAAAUCCUGUGUGAGUAUGACUACGAGGAGAGGCUGGUGUUCGCCUCGAUGGCCUGUACACCGUCCUCACUAGCUCAGCUCAAGAGACAGAUUGGUGGAUUAGAGGGUCCGGCGAUCAUUGACGACACCCGUAAAGGCAAUACGACCGCCAGUUCGACCCCCGCCACAGCCCCACUCCACAACCCUGCCCUCCACCACCACCACCACCACCCCACCACCACACCAACGCAGCAACAGCAACAACAACAGCAGCCACAGCAGCUACAGCCACAACAGCAAACGCAGCUCAUGCAACAGCAACAGCAGCAGCAACAGGGACAGCAACAGCAGCAGGGACAAGCGCAGCAGCAGCAAGGGCAACCACCACCGACAGCGCCCCAACAGCGACCCAUGGUUACGUGAUGCCCCCAGUACCACCACCACUACCACCAUCACUACCACUAUCCUCAAUACCACAACCACCUGCCCAUUG
Cherax quadricarinatus is the source of this 1325-nucleotide messenger RNA. Its product is annotated as LIM domain transcription factor LMO4.2-like. NCBI's taxonomy places the organism in Eukaryota, Metazoa, Arthropoda, Malacostraca, Decapoda, Parastacidae. Gene Ontology annotation, biological process: positive regulation of transcription by RNA polymerase II. Gene Ontology annotation, molecular function: DNA-binding transcription factor binding; transcription coactivator activity. The record is from RefSeq and is a predicted model, not a curated record. Gene Ontology annotation, cellular component: nucleus.